ACACCGUGGAAUAUGGCCUGCCUCUGGACUCAGCUGAUAAGAACAGAGUUCAACAAAACAAAUUCAUCACUCCCUCAUUUUUCAAAUUUAAUCCAAAAAUGAAGUCGUCUUCUUGUAAUUCAGUAGCUCUAAAUCACUCUCUUCCUCAAUUCAAACACCAGAACACCAUAACAAAUCCGAAACGUUUCACUUCAAUUCCAUUUCAUUCCCCAGCUCCCUCUCGUUUCUCCGAUCCUCGAAACGCUAAUUCAUUACAUUUCCGGCAGUUACAAUAUCAUAAUUCUGCUAAAAGAAACCAAUUCUCUCGAGUUAGGGUUUCAUCGGAAGAUGCCGCUGCUAAAUUCAGUUCGUUAUCUAAAGAAGAAGAGGUAAUAGAAGGAGAAUCAAGUGGUAAUUUUAGAGAGUUUAUAACAUCAGAGAGAAUAAAAGUAGCAGCAAUGCUUGCAUUAGCUUUAUCUCUAUGUAAUGCAGAUCGCGUUGUUAUGUCUGUGGCUAUUGUUCCUUUGUCUCUUGCUCAUGGUUGGACCCGUGCUUUCUCUGGGAUUGUUCAGUCUUCUUUUCUGUGGGGAUACUUAAUUUCGCCCAUAGUUGGGGGGACUUUAGUGGAUCAUUAUGGGGGUAAGGUAGUUAUGGGAUGGGGAGUCGCCCUGUGGUCGUUAGCUACCUUUCUUACUCCCUUUGCAGCUGAAACUUCUUUGUGGGCUCUAAUGGCGAUGCGAGCCUUGCUUGGCAUUGCAGAAGGUGUGGCUCUUCCUUGUAUGAACAACAUGGUGGCGAGAUGGUUUCCGCCGACGGAACGUGCCAGGGCUGUUGGAAUUGCGAUGGCUGGAUUUCAGCUUGGAUGUGCAAUUGGACUCACGCUAUCCCCAAUCCUAAUGUCACGAGGUGGUAUAUUUGGGCCAUUUGUAAUUUUUGGUCUAUCUGGAUUCCUUUGGGUUUUGGUUUGGUUAUCUGCAAUAUCAAGCUCCCCCGACAGAAGUUCUCAGAUAUCAAAAUGUGAAUUGGACUACAUUCUAAAGGCAAAGAAGAAAUCUUACCCAGUUGAGAAUACACCAAAGACAACAAGAAUGAUCCCACCUUUUAAACGCCUGUUAUCUAAAAUGCCUACAUGGGCUCUAAUUGUUGCAAAUUCCAUGCACAGCUGGGGAUUCUUUGUCAUUCUUUCGUGGAUGCCUAUCUACUUUAACUCGAUUUAUCAUGUCGACCUCAAACGAGCAGCAUGGUUUAGUGCUGUUCCAUGGAGUGUUAUGGCAUUUAUGGGAUACUUUGGUGGCAUGCUGUCAGACUUGAUGAUAAGGAAUGGCAUAAGCAUUACUUUGACUCGCAAGACCAUGCAGUCAAUUGGUUUUAUUGGCCCAGGGAUUGCUCUUAUUGGUUUGACAACUGCAAAAAGCCCACUUGUUGCAUCUGCUUGGCUUACAGUAGCAGUUGCCUUGAAAGCUUUUAGUCAUUCUGGUUUUCUUGUGAACUUUCAGGAGAUCGCUCCGAAGUAUUCUGGUGUCAUACAUGGAAUAUCAAAUACUGCUGGAAGUUUAGCUGCCAUAGUGGGAACUGUCGGAGCUGGUUUCUUUGUUGAUCUGGUUGGCUCUUUCCAAGGAUUUCUGUUGCUUACAUCACUUCUAUAUUUUCUCUCUGCCACAUUCUAUAUUAUCUUUUCUACUGGAGAAAGGGUGAAUUUUGAUUAAUUGGUUAUCAGAACAAGUUAUGCCCUUCACAAAAUACUAGACAAGAUUUGGAUUAUACAAUGCGGUCUGUUGUUGCAACAAAGAGAGCUGUUCAAGGUAGUACAGAAGUUGGGGUCAUACUCUCAUGCACAGGAUAUAGAGUUUAGAUUUUGCUUGUUUUGACUUCUGUUUUGCCUGUUCUGUAUGAUAUCAAAGAAAAUAAGAAAUGUACAAGGCUAUCUUUGUAGCCCCUCGAGUAUAUAGUUCACUGCUUCAGGUGUGUCAGAGUUUCUGACUCGACACAAUUAGCAAAGUUCGUGCGAGGAGGUAUAAUUCUAGAUUUGCUCAGUAAUACCAUCUUGACAUUUAUUUUGUACAUCUGGGGGCUAUGAUCAUAUGGAGGAGUAUGUAAUCUCCCGGCAGCAUGGUUGUUCGA
This is a messenger RNA of Mercurialis annua (annual mercury), 2100 nucleotides long. Its product is annotated as probable anion transporter 4, chloroplastic. NCBI's taxonomy places the organism in Eukaryota, Viridiplantae, Streptophyta, Magnoliopsida, Malpighiales, Euphorbiaceae. Gene Ontology annotation, biological process: transmembrane transport. The transcript has 9 exons. Gene Ontology annotation, molecular function: phosphate transmembrane transporter activity. The coding region runs from base 99 to 1685 and encodes 528 amino acids. Gene Ontology annotation, cellular component: plastid. The record is from RefSeq and is a predicted model, not a curated record.